Messenger RNA from Caretta caretta (loggerhead turtle), 3839 nucleotides. It is a transcript of the gene ADAMTS17, whose product is annotated as ADAM metallopeptidase with thrombospondin type 1 motif 17. The record is from RefSeq and is a predicted model, not a curated record. Gene Ontology annotation, cellular component: extracellular matrix. Gene Ontology annotation, molecular function: metalloendopeptidase activity. Gene Ontology annotation, biological process: extracellular matrix organization; proteolysis. NCBI's taxonomy places the organism in Eukaryota, Metazoa, Chordata, Testudines, Cheloniidae.
UCCAGCCCGGGAGCUUGCUGCCGCCGCCACCAGCCAGCCCUUCGCCGCCUCCUCUUCUGCACUGCACAGACCAGUCGCUGGGGCCCCUCUAUUGCAAUAAAAUGUUUGACGGCUCCCUCCUGCCUCUCUUAUUUCCUUUCCUGCUGCUCUGGGGACUGGACACCGCCACAGCCGGCGGCGCGGAGCUGGAAGUGGCCAUCCCGCAGCGAGUGGCGCUGGAGAAGAUCCACCUGCUGCAGCCGGCCGGGGCCGGGGCCGGGGCCGGGAGCAGCCCCCGGCGCUCGCCGCCCGAGGAGGAGGCCGUGCUGCUCCGCCUGCCGGCCUCCGGCCGGGAGCUCUACGUGCACCUCCGGCGGGACCUGCACUUCCUGGCGCGGGGCUUCGCGGUGGAGGAGCCGGGAGAGGCCCGGGCCCGCCGCCGGCCCCCGGCCGAGCAGCUCUGCUUCUACACGGGACACGUGCUGAACCGCAGCGACUCCUUCGCCGCCGUCAGCACCUGCGCCGGGCUGAUUGGCUAUAUCCAGAUUGGAACAGAACAGUUGCUAAUCCAACCUGUCAAUAUCUCGGAGACCUCGUUCAGUGGAAGAGAGCAUUUCAUCAGGCACAAACGAUCCUCGAAAUCCAGCUAUCCUGCUAAAUCCCAGGUCCCUGACCAGCCCUGCAAAGUCAUAUCAGAAAAGAAGAGACAAAAGAAGGUGAAACCAGCGAAUGACUGGAGAGAGCGAAGAAAUGCCAUCCGACUCACCAAUGAGUAUACAGUAGAAACCCUGGUAGUGGCUGAUGCUGAUAUGGUGCAAUACCAUGGUGCUGAGGCAGCCCAAAGGUUCAUCCUCACAGUUAUGAACAUGGUGUACAAUAUGUUUCAACACCAGAGCCUCGGAAUUAAAGUCAGCAUUCGGGUGACCAAGCUAGUCCUCCUUCGAAACCGUCCCGCAAAACUGUCCAUUGGGCACCAUGGAGAGAGGUCUUUGGAGAGUUUCUGUCACUGGCAAAAUGAAGAGUAUGGUGGAGCAAAGUAUCUUGGCAAUAAUCAGGUUCCUGGUGCAAGAGAUGAUACCCCUCCUGUGGAUGCUGCUGUCUUUGUUACCAGGACAGAUUUCUGCGUACACAAAGACGAACCCUGUGACACAGUGGGGAUCGCUUACCUGGGAGGUGUAUGUAGUGCCAAGAGAAAGUGUGUCCUUGCUGAAGACAAUGGUCUCAAUCUGGCAUUUACCAUUGCACACGAACUUGGGCACAACAUGGGGAUGAGCCAUGACGAUGACCAUUUGUCCUGCGCAGGAAGAUCUCACAUAAUGUCUGGAGAAUGGGUGAAGGGCAGGAACCCCAGUGACCUUUCUUGGUCUUCCUGCAGCCGUGACGACCUUGAAAACUUCCUAAAGUCCAAGGUGAGCACCUGUUUGCUGGUAACAGACCCCCGAAGCCAGUAUGCCGUGCGGCUUCCUCACAAGCUGCCAGGGAUGCACUACAGCGCCGAUGAACAGUGCCAGAUCCUAUUCGGGACCAAUGCCACUUUCUGUAAGAAUAUGGAGCAUUUGAUGUGUGCUGGGCUGUGGUGCCUGGUGGAAGGAGACACGUCUUGUAAAACCAAGCUGGAUCCCCCGCUGGAUGGCACAGAAUGUGGGGCAGACAAGUGGUGCCGAGCUGGGGAAUGCGUCAGUAAAACUCCCAUUCCUGAGCACGUUGAUGGAGACUGGAGCACGUGGAGUCAGUGGAGCAUGUGCAGCAGGACGUGUGGCACCGGUGCCCGAUUCAGACAGCGGAAAUGCGACAAUCCCCCCCCUGGGCCAGGAGGCAAGAACUGCCGGGGAGCCAGUGUGGAACACACAGUUUGUGAAAAUUUACCCUGCCCUAAAGGAGUGCCUAGCUUCAGGGACCAGCAAUGCCAGUCUCAUGACAGAUAUACCAACAAGAAGAAAAGCCUCUUGACAGCUGUCAUCAUUGAUGAUAAGCCCUGUGAACUCUUCUGCUCUCCUCUGGGGAAGGAGUCCCCUGUGCUGGUGGCAGACCGGGUUCUUGAUGGUACUCCAUGUGGGCCUUAUGAGACUGACCUCUGCGUACAUGGCAAGUGCCAGAAAAUCGGCUGCGAUGGGAUCAUUGGCUCAGCUGCCAAAGAGGAUCGCUGUGGGAUCUGCAACGGAGAUGGCAAAACCUGUAAAGUGGUGAAAGGAGACUUCAACCACACCAAGGGGAUGGUAACCAAUAGUCAUUGUAAGAAGGUUUCCACGUGUGUGAUGGCAAAAGCAAAGGCUGUUCCCAAGUGUUUCUCGUGUUAUAUUGAAGCAGCUGUGAUCCCUGCGGGUGCUCGACGGAUCCGAGUGGUGGAGGAUAAACCUGCCCACAGUUUUCUGGCUUUAAAAGAUUCCAGUAAGAGAUCCAUUAACAGCGACUGGAAAAUUGAGCUUCCUGGUGAGUUUCAGAUCGCAGGCACUACUGUCCGGUACGUGCGAAGGGGUCUGUGGGAGAAAAUGUCUGCCAAAGGACCAACUAAAAUACCACUGCACUUGAUGGUGCUGUUAUUUCACGACCAGAAUUAUGGAAUUCAUUACGAAUACACCAUUCCUGUAAACUAUACCGCUGAAAACAGAAGCGAGCCAGAAAAACAACAGGAUUCUUUGUACAUCUGGACACACAGCGGAUGGGAAGGAUGCAGUGUGCAGUGUGGAGGAGGUGAACGUAAAACCAUUGUGUCCUGUACUAGGAUCGUUAACAAGACCAUGAUGCUGGUGAAUGACAGUGACUGCCAGCGUGUGAUGCGCCCUGAACCCCAAAUCAGAAGAUGUAACACACACCCCUGCCAGUCACGGUGGGUGACAGGCCACUGGAGUUCUUGCUCUGCCACCUGUGAGAAAGGCAUCCAGUACCGGGAAGUGACUUGUGUUUAUCAGUUGCAGAACGGCACCUACGUUAACACCAGAGACCUCUACUGCCUGGGCAACAAACCCACGCCAAUACAAAGCUGUGAAGGCCAGGACUGCCUUUCCAUCUGGGAGGCUUCAGAAUGGUCAAAGUGCUCAGCAGAUUGCGGCAGGGGAAUCCAGAAGAGAACAGUAAUGUGCACGAAUUCUCAAGGGAAAUGCGAUGCAGCCACCAGGCCAAGGGAUGAGGAAGAGUGCGAGGAUCACACAAGCUGUUAUGAGUGGAAAACGGGGGAUUGGUCUAAGUGCUCCUCAACCUGCGGGAAGGGCCUCCAGUCACGCGUGGUGCAGUGUAUGCACAAAGUCACCGGCCGCCAUGGCAACGAGUGCCCUGUCCUAUCCAAGCCAGCAGCCUACAGACAGUGUCACCAAGAGGCCUGCAAUGAGAAGAUAAAUGUCAACACAAUUACCUCGCCCAGACUCGCUGCUCUCACAUACAAGUGUACAGGGGACCAGUGGACAGUGUACUGCAGGGUGAUCCGUGAGAAGAACCUGUGCCAGGACAUGAGAUGGUAUCAACGUUGCUGCCAGACAUGCAGAGACUUUUACGCAAACAAGAUGCAGCAGAAGAGUUAAUGAACUGGUGCUGCUGCUUAGGGUAUUACAGCUAUUUCUAUGUAAAUCACGAACUAGUAGGUCUGAGUACUGGAACUUAAUGAGUUGCUACAAUGUGGUGGAUUCCAAAGCAUACCUAAUAAGACUUGAAACUAAUUCUGCAGACUGGAUGUACCAAAGUAAUCCACUCAUCCACCUUAAAAAAGAGUCAUCUCAAGGAGCCAAUCACGUAGAAUUUUAUUGUGUUUUGACAUCAUUACAUUUUUCAUUACUGCUUUUUACUUUAAUAUAUUAUUACCAGCCACUGGAUGGCUUGCUACCAUUUAAAAAAAAAAAAAAGGACAAGAGUUGCAACGUGAUUAAAUU